This is a messenger RNA of Chlamydomonas reinhardtii, 5933 nucleotides long. RefSeq lists its product as uncharacterized. The record is from RefSeq and is a predicted model, not a curated record. The transcript has 17 exons. Gene Ontology annotation, molecular function: voltage-gated potassium channel activity. Gene Ontology annotation, biological process: transmembrane transport; potassium ion transport. Gene Ontology annotation, cellular component: membrane. The coding region runs from base 146 to 5464 and encodes 1772 amino acids. Lineage: Eukaryota; Viridiplantae; Chlorophyta; Chlorophyceae; Chlamydomonadales; Chlamydomonadaceae.
GUAGCUCGCAGCUAGCAAUGCUGCUGUGUAGGCAUCUUGAAAUUCAACGUGCAGCAUUCGGGCGACCGUGUGCCUGCCCGCUCGCGAGGGCGUGACCGUCGCUUUGGCGUGACAGGCGCCGGAGCCUCAGCUUGAGUGGAGAAGAAUGCCGCUGCCUGUCAUUCCAAGCGUUGGCGUGCAGCUCGAGGAUCUCCGCAGCUUCCCGCAGUAUGCGGCCGACGCUGGCACCAGCCACGCUGCCGGAGCCGGGCCCCCCUCCGAUGGUCAGCACGGCCCUGCUGCGGCCAGCGUCGCCGCGAACAUCGGCGACAGCACAUCCUUCGACACAGACACCGGCUCAUAUGCCGGGACCGGUGGCGGCGUGGCCGCGGGCGUCAAGGGGGGAGCUUUUGCAGCCCACCCUGCCAAGCACCUGAAUCCCCUGCAAGUGGCUUUCGCUCGGCAGCACCAGCCGCGGGGGCUGUGGGCGCGGCUCAAGGAGGCCUGCAUACCGCCGCGGCCUGUGGUGGCAGCCGCGGCCGCGCCCGACGGCGAGGCGAGCAUGUACGUGCCACCCAGCGCUGCCGACGUGGCUCGGCACUGGGCCGCUACCGCCUGGACGGGGCUCAAGUCGGCGAGGCGCUGGGCGUUUGACGCACCCGCCAAAUCACUGUCAGGGCACGGCGUGCUGUACAGCCUGGUGUCGCGGCAGCUGCCCGUGGACCUGCCCGCCUACGAGGCGUACGGCCAGGAGCUGCUGGACCGGGAGGCGGAGGGGCGCGCGGCGCCGCGGCGCUCCGUGUUCCUGCUGCCCAUGCUGCACCCGCACUGCGGCGCGGCUCUGGGCUGGGCGGGCGCCAUGCUGUGCUUUGACCUGGUGUACACGGCGUUCUGGGUGCCCGUCAACACCGCCUUCUGCCUGGCGCAGUACGGCGACCUGGACGCCAGCUGCACGCAGGUGGACCUGGCGGGAGGCGUCAUCUACAUUCUCAACCUGCUGCUGGGCUUCCAGGUGGGCCUGACGCUGGCCGCCGGCUACCGCAGCCGCGUGGUGACGGACGGCCGCGACACGGCGGCGCUGUACGUGCGCACCUGGACCUUCUGGGUGGACCUGCUGGCCAUAGCGCCCUUCAUAUACCUGCUGGUCCUGAUCCGCAUGGACGACUCCGUGUCCAGCAACCAGACCGUGUCCAUCAUCUCACUCAUGCGCCUGGUGCGCCUGUUCCGAGUGGCCAGCAUCAUAUCGACGUUCUACACGCACUCUGUGGGCUCGGAGCUGCAGCCCAGCUGGCUGGCCGACAACGUGUCCAUCACCUCCGUCUACAUGGUGCUGCUGUGCUACGUGUGCGCGCUGUUCGUGAACCUGUACUCCUGCAUCCUGCUGCUCAUCAGCCACUACGAGUCGGCGGCGGGCCGCGCCUCCUGGAUGGACAGCAUUGCCUGGAUGUCGGUGGCAGCCAGCAGCGGCGCGCGGCAGUGGUGGAGCGCCGUGUACUUCGUGGUCACCAUUAUGACUACCACUGGGUAUGCCGACUUUGUGCCCAAGAGCCCCAUCGAGCAGGUCCUGACCAACGUGGUGAUGCUCAACGGCGUGCUGGUGUUCGGGGCGGUGGUGGCGCUCAUCGGCAACACCAUCAAGAGGUCGCAGGCGGAGGCGCAGCGCGUGUUUGACGCGCGCAAGCGGCUGAGUCACAUCCGGCAGUGGCUGGGCGAGGGCCACGUGCCCGAGGGCACACAGCGGGACGUGCUGGAGCGCGCCGAGGCGCCCGCCGGCCCCACCGGGCUGCUGGCGCCGUGCCUGCUGGGGGACGCGGCGCUGCUGGCAGAGCUGGUGCCGGCCUGCAGCACGCGCAUAUGGAGCCUGCGCACGGAGCGCCCCUGCCGGCUGUGGCAGCUGCGCGGCCCCGCCCUGCGCGCCGUGCAGCGCCUGUACCCCGCCACCAGCCGCCUGGCGCUGGCGCACGUGCGCACGAGGCUGCUGGGCUGGCUGGCGGGCAGCGCGGAGGAGGAGGAGGACGAUCUGGGCUGGUGCGAGGUGGUGCAGCUGCUGAAGCGCUCCUUCCUGAUGGGGCCGCUGCGGGAGCGCAUACACGACUGCUACCUGGCGCUGCAGCUGGCCGCUGUGGAGGACGGCAGCCUGGUUCGGCUGCUGGGCGCCUGGCUGGACGCCUCUGUCAGCCGCGAGCUGGCGGCGGGGCCGGACCAGCCCGAGCCCGAGGACCGCACCUCCCAGCGCUUCAGCCUGGAUGUGGCCCGAGCCACACGCGCCAUGGACCGCACCUCCCGCCUGCUGCCCGGCCUGGCCGCGCCGCCGCACGCCUCGCACGCGCCGCACCGCCGCACCCCCUCCGUAGGCGACAUGCCCACGCCCGCAGCCACGCCCAUGUCCGUACUCAGCCCGCCCACCUCCGGUGCCGUACCAACCGCCGCCGCCGCCGCCGUCGGUGACGCCGCCGGGGCGAUCUUCUCGCAGUACGGCGGAUCGCACUACAGUGCGCUGGCGUACGGUGGAUCCGGGUACGGCAGCGUUGACGGUGACGGCGGCGCCGUGAGCGUGACGGCGGACGGCGGCGGCGGCGGCGGCGCGGGGGCGUGGGUGGCGGUGGCGGCGGAGGGCGGGGAGCUGGCGGAGCCCAUGCCACGGUCGGCGGCCGCAGCCGCGUCGGCGGCGGCGGUUAGCGCCGCGUCGGCGGCGGCGGUUAUCGGCCGUACGUCUCCGUCGCUGCCGGCGGCGCGGCGGCUGGCGCACCAGAUGUCGGUGCGCGGGGUUGCGGGCGCGCCGCUGCGGCCGCUGCUGCCGCCUGUGAUUGAGCGGCACAGCGAGCUGCCUACGGACGGGUCGGCCUUCCCGCGCUCGUCGUCAGCAACAGGGCUGCAGCAGCUGCAGCAGCAGCCGCAGCUACAGCCGUCCGGCUCCGGCGAGCUGCUACAGCCGGCGCCGCCGCUGAGCCGCGCGGCGUCGGGGCGCUGGUCGGCGGCGGGGCUGGCGCCGGUGGGGGUGGCUGGGGCCGGGGCUGAGGCGGGCGGGGCGGCUGAGCCUCUGGAGGCGGCUAUCCCGCGCACGCUCACGCCCGGAGAGCAGGCCAUGAUGCAGCUGCGUGCGCCCGGCCGCGCCCGCUCCUCCCGCUUCCUGUCCGAGAGCGGCUCCGUGCCCUACUCCUUCUACCGCGUCGCCAGCUCACGCACCUCCGCCAACCCCUCCACCUCCGGCCACGGCCGGACCGCCGGCCUGGAAGCCAUGGCGGCGGCGGCGGCGGCGGCGGCAGGUGGAGGCGGCAGGGCAGGCACGGUCAGCGGGAGCCCCGGUGGCAGCCUGCGCGGCGGCAACGCGGCGGCGGCGGCACUGGCGGCGGCGGCGGCGGCCUCGGGCUCCAGUGCCCGCCUAGGCCGCCUCAGCUCCCUCAGCGGCCGGCCCGGCUUCGGCAACACGCCGCCGGUGCUGCUGCCGGGGCGUGCGUCUGCGCCCACGAGGACGGCGUCAGCGGCGAUGGCCGCCGCCCCGGCAGCCGCUGCUACGGCGGCUGCUGGUGCGGCGGCUCUGCCGCCGGAGCGGCGCUCACCGCCGCUGGUGCUGUCGGGCUCACUUACACGGACCACCCCAACCAAGGCGGCGGCGACGGCGGCGCCGGCGCCGGAGGCGGCAGCCAUGCCGCGGCGGGGGCCGCAGCAACGCGGCGACAUCGCGGAGGAGUUGGGCCUGUCGGAGCCGCCGGGGUUCGGCGUCGCAGGCGGCUACAACGCAAGCGAUUCCGUUGCAAGCGCCGCCGCCAACAGCACCAUCGUUCACAGUGGCGGUGGCGAUGGGGCGGCGUUCCGGGACGUGUCCGAUUUGAGUCGGCUGCUGUCAGGCAGCCUCAGUGUCGGCGGCGGCCGCGGGCACACCAACAGCACCGGCGGCGGCACGGACGGCGGCGGCUCGGGGCCGCUGACGCCGCCGCCGUCGCCGCCGCGGGAGCGGGACCUGGUCGACCCGAGGGCCGCGGGCGGCGGCGGCGGCGGCGGGAGGGCGGUGUCCGGCGAGCUACGGCGGCGCCGUGUGACGGACUCGGGCGGCGUGCCGGUCGCAAGCGGCGGCGACGCCGCCGCCGGGCCCCGGCGCUCACUUGAAAAGACGUCGCUGGCGUCACACCAGCAGCAGCAGCAGCAGCAGCAGCAGCAGCAGCAGCAGCAGCAGCAGCAGCGACACAGCGACAGCGGAGGCGUGGACACGGCCUGGGACGCUUUGCCGCGGCCGCCGCUGCUGCUCGCGCGCCGCGGCGCAGCCUCCGCAACGGGCCUGACGCUGUCGCAGCAGCCGCACCUGCCGCUGCCGCUGCCGCAACCACUGGGCGCGCAGCCUCAGGCGCACCUGCCAGGCGUGAGCAACAGCGGCGCAGCCGCCGCUGCCGCCGCCGCUGGCGGCCGCAGCCACCGCCGGAUGUCCUCCGGCGGCCACACUUCCUUCAUUAACAAGAUCUUCCUGGCCGCCGGCGUGCCACUGCCGCCAUCACCGCCGCCGGCGCAGCCGCCAGCGGCGGCUCCAGGCGGCGGCGCCGCCGCCGCUGCCACCGGCCUGGUCAUUGCCGGCCCCGCGUGCAGCACCUGCGGCGCCGCCACCUGCGCCUUCUGCCUGCGGCCCAUCCUGCCUGCCGGCGCGCUGGCGGCGAUGCAACCUGUGGAGCAGCUGGAGCCGGCGACCACAGCAACGUCGUCAGCGGCGCCAGGGCCCGCACUCAGCCGUGGCGCGCCUGCACCGCCGUCGGCGCCGACAGCCCCCGCCGGGGCCGAAGCGCCUGCUGGAGCAGCUGGUGCCGCCUCCAACGCCGCUGCUGCUGCUGCCGCCGGACCGAGCGGGAGCGCCGUCAGCUCGCUGGGCAUUAAGCUACUGGGUGAGCGGCCGCUGCCGCCCAUACCUGGGCUGACGGCGCCGCCCCGCGGCAACAGCAACCCGGCCUCCUUUGGAAUCGUCGCCUCUGGCAGCGGCGGCUUGACGUCGCAGGCAAGCGGCAGCGGGCAGCUCCGCGGCGUCGGCGGCGGCGGCAGCAGCGGCCCAUUGGGCUUCGCGCCGCCGCCGCCGCCGCCGGCGCCCGCGGCCCUGGCCCUGGCGCGCAUGCGUUCGCUGCAGCCGCAGCGCAGCGGCUUUGCAGGGAUGGGGCGGGGUGCUGCGGGGAGCGGCGGCGGCGGCGGCAGCGGUGCCGGAAGCGUGACGCUGACGCCCGCUGGCAGCAUGCGUGUGGCGUCGUCGACGUCGGGGACGGCGCCGCGGCUGACGCUGGCCAUUCCGCACGCCGGCAGCAGUGGGGGCGGUGGGGGCGGCCGGGAGCCGUCGCCGCAGCCGCUGACGCCGGGUGCUGCGCUGGCGGCAGCGGCGGCAGCUGUGUCGGACACACUGCCUACGACCGAUGCUGCAGCGGCGGCGGCAGGGGCGCCGGCGGGGAUGGCGCCAGGCGGCGGUGUGGACCGGCUUGGCAGCAAGCGCCUGGGCGGGACCAUGGACGUGAUCUAGUGAACUGUGUGAACGGGAAAGGCCCACAGGUACCUUGGAGGUUACCGUAGUAGCGUCAGGAAAGGCAUUGGUCCAGAUGCAGCAGGCAAUGUGCUGGAUAAACUUGCAGGACUGGGUCCUGCCGAGGGUGCGCGAGCGUGCGCUGUAUGAGGCGGGUCGACCAGGGGCGCGAAUCCAUUUUGGGGUGCAGACUAGAUCUACAAGGGGCAUCUGCCGGGGUGGAAACUGAAGCAGGACUGCGUUUACCCCCAGAGCAUGUGCAGGCAUUUCUGCGGGUUUGAAGUGCGUUGGCCAACAGAGCACGCGAAGGUGGAGAGCCAUGCCUGCAUGGGGUUGGUGGCUUGGUGCUGAAGCCGGAGUGCUGUGUCCAGGCAUUGCUGCGUGUUUGAACUGUGUUGGCUAGCAGAGCACGCGAUGGUGGGGCGACCGAGGUCCAAUCCUGCAUGGGGUUAGUGUGUCCGUUUCGCGG